Messenger RNA from Malaya genurostris, 570 nucleotides. Its product is annotated as UPF0746 protein DDB_G0281095-like. Lineage: Eukaryota; Metazoa; Arthropoda; Insecta; Diptera; Culicidae. The transcript has 2 exons. The annotation marks the transcript as partial. The record is from RefSeq and is a predicted model, not a curated record.
AUGAGCAUGCUGAGAUACCACACCCAACCGGUCAAGACCAUGCUGGUCAAGGUGGGAACGAGGAGGAGAGAGGGAGAUAGAGACAAAGAGGUGGGUCCCGAUCAAUUGACCUAUGGUAUGGUGUUAUUGCGGUACAAGACACAUCCUAUUGACCGAGAUGUGAUUAUAGGUUUGGUCAGCAGGGAAGAACAACAAGAACAACAAGAACAACAAGAACAACAAGAACAACAAGAACAACAAGAACAACAAGAACAACAAGAACAACAAGAACAACAAGAACAACAAGAACAUCAAGAACAACAAGAACAACAAGAACAACAAGAACAACAAGAACAACAAGAACAACAAGAACAACAAGAACAACAAGAACAACAAGAACAACAAGAACAACAAGAACAACAAGAACAACAAGAACAACAAGAACAACAAGAACAACAAGAACAACAAGAACAACAAGAACAACAAGAACAACAACAACAACAACAACAACAACAACAACAACAACAACAACAACAACAACAACAACAACAACAACAACAACAACAACAACAACAACAACAACAACAACAA